AUGGCGGAAAAGACCAGCACAGAAAAACCCCCCGAGAGCCCGACGACGGCGCGCGAGCUCGACUUUGACGACGACAACGAGACGCCCACGGCCGCCUCUGCCCCCGAACACGCUGCAUCGCCGCCGCCGUCGUCCAAGUCGCCCAAGCCCGGCGUGCGCUUCAACGAUGAAGCCACCGAGAUCCCACCGCCCAAGCCCCCGCGGCCUGUCGACCCCCAGGUGCAGGCGCAAAAUACGCUGAUCGAGGCCUUUCCCGGCGUCGACAGCAAUGUCAUCAAGGCCGUGCUUGUUGCCAGCGGCGGCAAGGUGGAGCCCGCCUUCAACGCGCUGCUGAGCAUGUCGGACCCCAACUUCAAGGCGGACGAAGCACCCCCGCCGCAGCCACCGCGCCCCCAGCCUCGGAGCCAGCUCGAGCAGGACGAGAUCUACGCGCGCCAGCUGGCCCAGCACUACCAGAGCCAGGGCGGCCAGAACGGCCAACGGUCGCGUGAACAGGCUCGCCGCCAGCGGCCUGGAGAGCCCGAGCGCGAGCACAGCUUCUUUGACGAUGACCUCCCAGAGAUCCGCAAGAACAUCGAGCAGGGCUUCAAGGAGACACAGCAGACGGUGACCAAGUGGAUCAGCAACUUCACCAAGAAGCUCGAUGGCGAAGUCGACGAGUACGACAAGUACGGCAACCCACAAUACACGGGCCGCACCGGGCCCCCGCCACGACAGAACUUUGGCCCGUCCCAGUCGGAUCAGAUGCAGGGCAUUCGCAGGUCGGCUGAGCAGCGAAGGUCGGCAGACCACAGCCGCUACGACGCCGACAACAGGGUGAUUGGCGACGACUUUGCCAAGCUCGAGCUGCGAGACAACGACGCACCACAGCGCUCUUCUAGCCGCCCGACGGCCAACCCUGACCUCUUCAAACCGACGCCCGUAUCGCCUCCCCAGAGUGGCCCUGUUGACGAGGUCGAUGCUCUCUACCGCAACCCAUCGCCCAACAACCAGAGUGGCCAGGCAAAGCCGGGCGGCAAGAAGUGGCAGCCGCUGACAUCAGUAGCCCCCAACCCUGAGCCUCACGAACACGAUCCCUUCAGUCUGGGCGAUAGCGAUGAUGAAGACAAGGACCACAAAAAGCAGGACACCAACCCUGCUGAUAGCGAAAGACUGAAGAACGCCGCUCAGAACAGUAGCGAAGGCCCUCCUGCGGGCAAGCUGCAGCCCUCAGAGCGAAGCGGCAGUGUGAGCCAAAAAGACGCCACCAUGGAGGCGUUGAUCAAGGAGGCCAAGUAAGUCCAUCUUUAUGCCUGGCUACUAUCAAUUAAAGUAAAUCCAUUUCCAUAUCUUGUUACGGCCAGUGAGUAGGACCGAAUGAAUUCUACACACGUCUUCUAUGCGAAGGCGUCUACGUUGUUAUUUUCGUAUCUCUAGACCUUUCCUUAUUCACCUCCCUGCCUGUGGAUCCUCAGCCGCUACUAUUACAAUUGC
This is a messenger RNA of Exserohilum turcica Et28A, 1473 nucleotides long. RefSeq lists its product as uncharacterized. The record is from RefSeq and is a predicted model, not a curated record. The transcript is spliced from 5 exons. NCBI's taxonomy places the organism in Eukaryota, Fungi, Ascomycota, Dothideomycetes, Pleosporales, Pleosporaceae. Gene Ontology annotation, biological process: ubiquitin-dependent protein catabolic process. Gene Ontology annotation, molecular function: ubiquitin binding; ubiquitin conjugating enzyme binding. The coding region runs from base 1 to 1278 and encodes 425 amino acids. Gene Ontology annotation, cellular component: cytoplasm.